Hirsutella rhossiliensis is the source of this 348-nucleotide messenger RNA. RefSeq lists its product as uncharacterized. The coding region runs from base 1 to 348 and encodes 115 amino acids. The transcript has a single exon. Lineage: Eukaryota; Fungi; Ascomycota; Sordariomycetes; Hypocreales; Ophiocordycipitaceae. The record is from RefSeq and is a predicted model, not a curated record.
AUGUCGACAAUGGCCGCUCUGUCCCCCGCCGCCCCCGCCUCCUCGGCCACCCAUCUCCAGGUCCCCGGCGUCGCUGCCACAUGCUCGCCGUCGGGCGUCCCCGUCCGCCCCAAGUUCAAUUCGCACCUCACCUCGGAUCGCCUGCGCGAGGGCGCCGGCCUCUACCUGCCCCCGGCCUUCCGCACCGGCCGCAGCAAUAUCCGCAAGGGCCGCACCUCCGUCUUCAAGGAGCUCGGCCUCGACGACCCCCAUUGCCCCCCUCCCUCUCCCGUCGUCAUUCUCGAUCACACCCACUUCCUGCCCGCCGCCGCCGCCGCCCCUCAGCCCUGCCCGCGUGCCGCCGCCUGA